CUAACCCUAACCAAAUCCCCUUCUACCUACUUGCUCACAAUGCCUCAUUCCUCCUCCUCAACCUCUACCUCUAUCUUACAAAAGCCCUUCCCCUCCCCAACCCUCUCCCUCUCCCACCGCAUCGUCCUAGCCCCCAUGACCCGCAUGCGCGCCUGCAACACCACCGCCCUCCCAAACCCCACCGCAGCCCCCUACUACGCCGAACGCACCACCCCCGGCGCCCUCCUCAUCUCCGAAGGCAUCGUCAUCCACCCGCGCGGGAAAGGCUUCCCACGCACCCCAGGCCUCUGGACCCCCGCGCACGCAGAGGCCUGGAAACCCAUCACCGACGCGGUGCACGCGCGCGGAGGGACCUUCUUCGCGCAGAUCUGGCACGUCGGGCGCGUCUCCGUCCCCUCCCAAACAGGGGGGUUGAGGCCCCUAAGUUCGACGAGCGGGUGUUUGCCCGGGAGGCAUGUUUUAUUCGGGCAGAGCGAGGACGCAGACGGGGAUGGGGAUGUGAGCGAGGCGUAUGGACCCUCUCAUGCGCUGAGCAUCCCCAAGAUCCAAGACGUGGUGGGCCAGUUUGCCCGCGCGGCGAGGCUGGCGGUCCAUGGGGGUGGGUUCGACGGGGUGGAGAUUCACGGUGGGAAUGGGUAUUUGGUCGAUUGCUUCACGCACGAUAGUAUCAAUACCCGGGGCGAUGAGUACGGCGGGUCGAUUGGGAAUCGGAUCCGGUUUGCGUUGGAGGUCGUGGAUGCGGUGGUGAGGGCUGUUGGGAGGGAGAGGACCGCGAUUCGUCUGGCGCCGUAUCAUGUGCUGCAGGGCACGAAUGAUAGUAUGCGCUUGGAGACGUUCUCGGAGUUGGUGCGUGAGUUGGAGAUGAGGGGACUGGCGUAUGUCCAUAUCGUCGAGCCACGGUAUGAUCGGUUUAGUCGCGAGGGGGCGUUUUCGGGAGAUAUUCGACGAGAUGGGGAUGGGAGGGAGGAUGCCGAUGAGGCGUCUAUCUGGUCGUUUCGCAGGAUUCUGAAGACGACGCCGGUGAUUGGGGCUGGGGGGUAUGAUGCUGAGUCGGCGGCACGGGCGAUUGAGGAAGGACGCGUGGAUCUGGUGGCUUUCGGACGGUAUUUCACCUCCAAUCCGGAUCUGCCUGAACGCCUGUUCAAGGGUCUUCCUCUGACCAAGUAUCAUCGGCCUACGUUCUAUACUUCGGGGGAGAAGGGGUACCUGGGUUGGCCACGAUGG
Molecule: messenger RNA, 1224 nt
Organism: Aspergillus steynii IBT 23096
Lineage: Eukaryota; Fungi; Ascomycota; Eurotiomycetes; Eurotiales; Aspergillaceae
Product: alkene reductase
Exons: 2
Molecular function (GO): oxidoreductase activity; FMN binding
Source: RefSeq, a predicted model, not a curated record